Molecule: messenger RNA, 1578 nt
Organism: Aspergillus heteromorphus CBS 117.55
Lineage: Eukaryota; Fungi; Ascomycota; Eurotiomycetes; Eurotiales; Aspergillaceae
Exons: 1
Source: RefSeq, a predicted model, not a curated record
CUCUUCCUGCUGUCGCUCUUUCUGCGCGCCAGCCAUGCCUCCAGCCCGCUGGCCAUGAACUGGUCCUCGCAGGCCUACGGCCCUGACGGUCCCUGGCAGGCCGUCGACAUCGCCGUGGGCAGCAAUGGACAGCACGUCGCGCUGUACCCGGGCGCGACCGGCUACACCAGCACGAUCCUGAUGGCGUCGCUGUGCACCAACACCUCGCUGUCGGCCACCUGCUACGCCGCCCAGGCCGGCGUCUACAACGCCUCGGAAUCCACCACCGCCUUCGUCCUCGACGUCAGCGGCUGGGAGACCACCUACUGGGCCGUCGAGGGCGGCAGCGUCGAGGGCGUCCUGGGCGACGAGGUCUCCGUCGGCAACGACCAGUUCGUCCCCAACGUCAGCUUCACGGCCAUCUACCAGACCUACGAGACCUACCCCAACGGCAAGUCCUACCCCGUCUCCGUCGGCAACCUCGCCCUGGGCGCGCCCUACACCUCCGACGAGAUCUCCUCCAACACCACCCUCAACCUGCUCGCCUCCUACCUCUACUCCUCCGGCGGCGAAUCCGGCAUCCCCUCCUACUCCUACGGCAUGCACAUCGGCUCCGCCACGCCCUCCAUCCCGGGCUCCCUCAUCCUCGGCGGGUACGAUCGCUCGCGCGCCCUGUCCCCGAUCAGCGCGCAAUCCGUCAGCCUGGCGUCCGCAACGGGCGGCGAACUGCCCAUCACGCUGAAGGACAUCGCGCUCGGCGUCGCGGAAGGCGAGUCGCCCUUCCCCUUCACCUCCAAAAGCGGCCUCUUCACGGGCUACUCCACGCAAUCCGUCACCGUCGACCCCACCAAACCCUACCUAUACCUCCCCGAAGACACCUGCGACGCCAUCACCUCGUCCCUGCCGGUGAGCUUCAACUCCAGCUUCGGCCUGUACCUCUGGGACACCACCGCAUCCGACUACGAGAACAUCACCACCUCCCCGUCCUACCUCUCCUUCACCUUCACCAAAGACGACGUUGACAACCAGAACAUCACCAUCAAGAUCCCCUUCUCGCUGCUCACCCUCACCCUCGAAGCGCCCCUCGUCGACGCCAACACCACCUACUUCCCGUGCUUCUACGACGACACGCCCGUCCUCGGCCGGGCCUUCCUCCAGGCCGCCUUCGUCGCCGUCAACUACCACGACGGCGACAACACCGGCACCUGGUUCCUCGCGCAGGCCCCGGGCCCGGGCAUCUCCACCUCCACCGACGUCACCGCCAUGUCCGUCUCCCAGACCAGCCUCACGGGCUCCAACUCCUCCUGGGAAGACUCCUGGGCCAGCACAUGGCACGUCCUCGGCGCCACGACCACCGGCUCCUCAAACAGCACCACCAACAGCACCACGCCCGCCACCUCCAAGAAAGACAGCGGGCUCUCCUCCGGCGCGAAAAUCGGUCUGGGCGUCGGCCUCGGCGUCGGCGGCGCCAUCCUCAUCGCCGCCGCCGUCUUCCUCGCCCUGCUCAUCCGCAAACGCAAACAGGGCAUCCUCCUCGGAAGUCGUCAGACCUCCCCCACCCACGACCGCAAGCAGCCGUUCCGCGGCAUCGUCGAGAUC